Helobdella robusta is the source of this 372-nucleotide messenger RNA. RefSeq lists its product as hypothetical. Gene Ontology annotation, biological process: activation of GTPase activity; signal transduction. Lineage: Eukaryota; Metazoa; Annelida; Clitellata; Rhynchobdellida; Glossiphoniidae. The transcript has 2 exons. Gene Ontology annotation, molecular function: GTPase activator activity. The record is from RefSeq and is a predicted model, not a curated record. The annotation marks the transcript as partial.
AUCUUCCGGUAUUCAGCAAACACCAAAGCGUUGGAAGCCCUGAAAUCCCGGAUUAAUUUCACUUGGGAUACGACAUUAAAACCGGACUUGGACCCACACAUCGUCGGCAAUCUUCUGAAACUUUACCUCAAAGAACUUCCAGAGUCACUGAUUCCAACAUGCAUGACUGGCGAUUUUCUUAGAUUUGCCUAUUGUUACAGUACCAAAAAACUCUUCUUGACAUUUCAAAAACUCUGUCAAAAUCUGCCCCUGGCUUACUACAACUCUCUCAAGUAUGUAACGCACCUCCUUGCAGAUGUGGCUCAACAGCACAGCGUUAACAAGAUGAAUUCCAAAUCUCUGGGAAUGGCCUUUGGAUCUUGUAUAUUCAGG